GCUUUUUCCCUUUUUUAGACAAGUUUUCAUUCAAAGAAGAUUAUAAAGAUAAAUCAACGCUUUACAACAAGAACGUUAUAAAUCAAGAUGAUAAACAUCGUGCCGUUAAUAAUCAUGAUGUUGCACUAUUAAAUGAUUAUAACGCAUACAAUUCAUCCCUUUAUCAAAAUGUACAAGAUAUCAAUCAUUUUGUCAACACUCAUGGAAGUCAUUACUCGGAAUUUCAGAUGGAUAUCGUUUCUCAAGGAUCUUCUUACUACUAUCCCAUAGAACUUUUUUGGUAUUUAUUGUUAACUAAUGCUUAUAUUAGAGUAAAAAUUCUUGUCAAUUCUGUUAAGUGA
Molecule: messenger RNA, 341 nt
Organism: Racocetra fulgida
Lineage: Eukaryota; Fungi; Glomeromycota; Glomeromycetes; Diversisporales; Gigasporaceae
Source: the annotation of a GenBank genome assembly